Microsporum canis CBS 113480 is the source of this 1341-nucleotide messenger RNA. RefSeq lists its product as hypothetical. The record is from RefSeq and is a predicted model, not a curated record. Lineage: Eukaryota; Fungi; Ascomycota; Eurotiomycetes; Onygenales; Arthrodermataceae. The transcript has 2 exons. Bases 1 to 1341 code for a protein of 446 amino acids.
AUGUCGGCCUCUCAAAGCACAUUUGCUACGAAUUCGAAUGGCCUGUACUCUCCGCAGGCAGCCAGGAGCUCGCUUCCGCAGUCUCCUGUGACACCGCGACAACGGCACCGCAUGUCAAUCGAUAGGACGUCUCGGUACUCUGCCGAUUUCAACAGCGAUAUCGACUGCCGGAACGGCGAAGGCAGCCCAAUAAUGGACGGAGGACUUGGUAGUCUUGCCGAUGAGCUCGCGGAUGCGUGGGACGACGAUGUGGAGGAUAUAUCCGGUCUACGGGAAGGGAGAGAUGGCGACGUCUUUGGUGACGGCCACCCUGGCUCUCCCAGGAACAGCAUGCGGAACGACAGUCAUGGUGGAGUGAAUGGAGAAUUCGUUGAUUCAAUACAUGAUAUGGGCAUUGGGAUGGGAUCCAAGGCCUCUAGGGGACAGGAUGGCUCAGAGUCUGAAUGCGAAGGCGGGCUACGUCCGUCGAAACCACGGCCGAAAUCGAUGGCGAAUAACACCCAACGACACCGGAGAUAUGAGUCGUCCCUCUACGAUGGCUCUGAGUAUGGACCGGAUUCCGAUAUCGAAGAAUGCGCCGACAUAUCGCCUGCUCUGGAGGCGCGCAUGGCCGCCAUUGACCAGCUCGUUCGGUUUGGAAACAGUGAAGCCGAACACCUGAGCAACGAAGUCAUGGGCCGUGUUAUCCAUGGCCUGCGAGACCUGGGCGGACAGAGUGAGAUUGAAAGCGGUGCUUCCAGGCUUAUCACUGCCCACGCUUCUCUGACCUCUCAUCUAACACACCAAACCCGCUCACUACAAACCCUCACCCACCCUCUCCUCUUCUCGCAUUUCCCUGUUCUCUCCUCCGAUGCUAUAGACGGCCUCAUUCCGUUGAUAGAAGACGUCCUGCCAAACCUCCCUUUCCCUGUCCAAUCUAACCCAGCUGCCUCUACCUCUACAUCCUUACCGCACGAAUUCUCCCCAUCACAAUGCUCAACCACAAGCUCAGGCUCAAACACUGCUGCCACAAACCCUCUUCUUUCUCUACAGGCUCUCCUUGCUCAAACGUCCGAUCUCACACAUACACUGCGCACGCUAAGCGAUACCCUGCAUGAAUCCCGUCAGUUGACGUCUGCAGCAUCUCGGCGGCUGAAAUCGGUGCGUGAGCUGGUAUCUGAGAUUCGACGGGAUGAAGAGGCACGCGAAGAAGGGACAGCCUGGAUUGAGCAAGGGGAGUGGGAUAAACGGCUUGGUGAGCGAGAGGCGGGCAGAGUGUGUGGCGAUGUUGUCAGCGGAUUCGAAGCCGUCUGUGGAGAAUGGAGGGAUAGAUUGUUUGGUACAGAGGUGGUUGUUGCAUAG